Molecule: messenger RNA, 669 nt
Organism: Hevea brasiliensis (rubber tree)
Lineage: Eukaryota; Viridiplantae; Streptophyta; Magnoliopsida; Malpighiales; Euphorbiaceae
Product: preprotein translocase subunit SECE1
Exons: 1
Coding region: 35-541 (168 amino acids)
Cellular component (GO): chloroplast thylakoid membrane
Source: RefSeq, a predicted model, not a curated record
ACUAGAAAAACGUGGCUCAUCUAAAAGGACAGAAAUGGCGCUUGCAGCUUUCUCGCUCAAACUCCCCCUCAAUCCACAGCUAUCGAGAAUCACCCAACCAAAUCCUUCCUUAAAAUUCAAACCGCCACCUGCCUGUAGGUCUCCUCUCUUCUUCCGCUUCAAAUUCAAGACAGCUAACGCAAAAGGAAGAAGCGGAGUUUUCUUAACGAGGGCAGUGGAGGAGAGUCAGGAGAGCACGGAAUCUGAGGCCACGAAGGAAGAGCAAUCGUCGGAUGAGGCAAGUGGCGAGGUAAGCGAUGUUGGGGCGGAGAUCAAGAGAGCAAUGAAGAAAGGGGAGAAAGAAGGAGAUUUGUUGAGCGGUGUGGUGGAAGAGAUCCAGGAGAUAGAGUGGCCUGCAUUUGGGAAAGUGUUGGGGACCACAGGUGUAGUGAUUGGGGUGAUUGCAGGGUCUAGCCUUGUUUUGCUUACUGUUAAUGCUGUUUUGGCUGAGUUGUCUGAUAGGGUAUUUGCUGGCAGAGGCGUUCAAGAUUUCUUCAGCUAAGAGAGUUAUGGAGUGGACAGGAGAGAGGCUGUAAACUACCAUUUUCUUUAUUCAAUUGUCAAUUAAAUUGAGAAACAAUAGUCUUUGUACUCAUAAAACAACUUUGAAUCGAACCCUUUUUUUGAAAA